AUGCUUCAAAAUUUGGGCCGACCUGUGAGUGCCAAGACCACUCUUCCUCCUGGUAUUGCCGGUCCACCAUGUGCAUAUCUUCUUCUUCAAGUUCCUUUGUUCCGUAGUACAACUCGUCGACCUUUGGCUUUACUCAAAUGUCUGGCUGUUCGGAUUGUGUGGUGGGGUGAAGACAUAUCUGAUCCGCAGAGCGGUAAUAAUGGAACACUUCUACAUCCUCGAAUUGCUGGCCAUCAAAAUGCCUCUCAGUUUCAAUAUGGCUAUCACACACGUUAUUCAAUUUGUGUUCCUCUACAAAAAAUGCAAAACUACUUGGAAGACAUGGGAACACUUUUUCUUGAUGUAAUUAACGAAAAGACUGGUGCUAUAAUAGGUCGUGCGAAAAUCGAGAAUCUGGCUCGUUUAACACUCCAAACUCCCAUCAGAGGUGUUUUUGCUGUUGCUGAUGCCAAAGGCGUUAAGAUUGGUGAGCUGACGGUCAAUAUGUAUUUUGAGUUGAUUCAAGUCAUCGAGUCUGUGAAAAUAUCAAAGAAGAAUGUGGUUUUGCCAACACUCAUGGGAGAUUCUAUUGAACAACAGGAAGUUGAACCACUCGAUCAUGAUAGGAAAUGUACAGAAUUGCCACUGGAAGAUAUGGUUUCAAAAGCACCGAUUAUUGAUAGGUCAAAAGCGACAGACAAAAAAUACGAAAAACCUGAAAGAGACGAAUCUUUUCAAAAGAAACCUUCCACGGAAGAUGCGGGCUCUUGUCUCAGUAUGGAAGUGCUCUCUCGAAUUCAAUCAGCCCUUGAAAGGAGUCAGCGAAUUCGCCAACAGCUUUUCUCGGCAAUUAAUAUGGAACAGGGGACGGUGAAUGAUAACAAAGGUCUUCCCGUUUAUCAAUCAAAACUGUUUGAGACGGAAAUCCUCCCACCUAAUGGGGGACAUGUUCAGUCUGUACCUGAUCUUGCUACUCAAACUGCGACCAACGUUGAAAACGCUAUGCCCAUUCCAUACCUGUCAGAGAGUUAUCCUUGCUUGUUAGAUAGCGUUGAUAGCCAAAGUUUACUCGAUAACAAAGACGGUGUUCCAACUGUUGAAGAUGAUGAAGAUUUGGAAAAGGAUUUGAUUAUUGAAACCACCCUCCUUCCUCGAAUUGAGGAUGUGCCUCAAGGGGAAGAAAAGACGAAUGUCUCUGGUAAAGUUCCCGGUCAACUUUCAGAGGGAAAAGUUUUGUUAGAGUGGCCUAAUAUUGAGCACAAAUCCUCCAUGGACCAUCUAGUUAAUACAGAGCCAUAUUUUCCUCAUAAUGCUCCAGUGGGUAUUCGACUGGAUUUUCGUCGAUUGACCUUCCCAAUGCAAAUUUGGAAUGCCCUUGAAGCUCUUCUCACAGCGUUUGCAUCUCGAUCCGAAAGAACAAAUCUAUUAUCUCCUGAAGAUCCCCAAGAUGGAAGAAAUUUAAAACGCCUACAGGAUUCUGGACUAGGAGUAUCGAUGCAUUCCAAAUCUAAUAGAAAUAAAACUGCCUUCAGAAAGCGAUCCUUGGAUCCAUCCCCUAAUAUGAAUUUUGUUAAUAUUGCCAAUUCUAAGCCUCUGGAUCUUUAUCUUGAAAUUUCGGUUCCUUCUUUUCUUGUAAACAAAGGAUCAAGUAUAGAUUCUUCAAUUUGGCGCAAAAGGAUUAAUCUCUGUUCUAAAUUAUCUAAAAUUACUACAACAGAUCAAAAUCCUAGACAGAUGUCUGAAGAUUUGGAAGUAUUUGUUAUUCCAGAAAGGGAUUCGUUCAGUAAUCAAAUUGACAUUUCAGUAAACAGCCCGAGCGAUAGCCAGAAUGCUCUGAUCCACUUGAAUCUUUUAUCUAACCCUUUAUCCCUGACUGGUACAACAAUGCCUAUACACAUUGGUACCAUUGAAAUUGAUCCGGGGUCAUUGAUUUGGGCAAUGUAUCGAUCUCCUAAUUCUAGUCUUUUGAGUUCUUCAACGCCUUCAUCGAAAACGCUUCGUAUACGAAUAGAAUUUGCUGAUCUCGUGAAAUAUCGCUUAAUGGAGUUGCUUGGCGUGGAAUCUCUUGAAACUUCAUUAAACAAAUCCUUUGGAUUUAUCAAUGUCGAGCCUGUUUUCAAUGCACCAUUUACAUCAAUUAAGGCCGAUAGUCUACAAAUAACUCCCUCGCUUGUUCGAAGUGGGAACCAAAUCCACACAGUUCACCACCAGUCGACCAUUCUUUUGAACAUCCGAGAAGGUCGCGAUCUACGCCUACCUUCGGGGUGUUUUCAGAACUCAUUUCUGGUUGUUCGAAUCCCCUGGUGUACUAAAGAAGUCCGCGAUGGAGAUCAUGUGUCUCGUAAAACGAAGCGCUUUACUUCCGCUGUUUCUUGGGGUACUGGGCCUUCGCCUGCCUAUCAUUUUGGCCUUAAGGCGUCAGCAGUUCUUUCAGAGGAUCAACUAACUCGCUUAUCGAAAAGCUUCAUUGCAAUUGAGGUAUGGGUCCGGCACAUGAACAGCGAUGCAGAAAGGGAUGAACUGAUUGGAAUUGCCAAGAUUAUGACAACUAGAACUUCCACCCUGUGUCGUUUAAUUUCUUCCCGAAAGGAGUACAAGGAUUCUCGCCUCCCAUUUCUUCAGGAAGAUUCGUGGCUUGAAGUUACUUCCCCAUCGACAGGUCAAGUUUGUGGUCAACUUCGAAGCCGAUUUGCCGCCGGAACUACGGAGCAGAUUUCAGCGUUAAUGGCUGCUGACUGCGAAAAUGCUGCUGUUGGAUGUCUCGAUUGGCGAUCGAUUGAUUUUGUAACAUGGAAGGAGUCAGAUUCAUCGGGCAAAUGUGAAGAUAAUGAGUUCUCGAAAUCGGAGGAUUUGCUGACCCUGACCGUAACUCACACUUUGGACAUUAUGCUAAUUAAGUUAAUUGACUUUCAUCCGGAACUCUCGGAGAUUUCGCAUGCAAAGUUCGGUCCCAAUGCGUUACUUGCCAGCGAUUGUGACUGCUUUUUGCAAUAUAGAAUUCCCGUUGAUAAGCAGAAUCAAUCCUUAGUCUUCCGUAGUCCCAUCUGCCAAUUGAUGUCACCCUCCACACAUAAUGAUGCCCUCGAAGCUGUUUACCGCAUAGACUAUGUUGAGUUGGAAGGAGGCGUUAAUGAAAGGGACGAUGAAGACAUUUCAAAUGGUUAUGAAGUUAAAUGGCAGAAUGGGAAAAACGAUGGCUGGCACGAAUCGCACAAAUGCGUAUUUGCAAGAGAGCUGAUUAGAGAGCCGGACAUUAUCAAGCAUAUUAAAGAAGUUGGUAGCAACGCCUUUCUAGAUUAUUUGAGAAAAGAUCAAUUUUCUCAAGAAGAUGGCAUUGUAUUUGAGCUAUGGGUCCGUAUCUAUUCCCCUAAACUGCGAGAUAUCUGUGUCGCUCAUGGUAAAUUAACCUUGAAUACUCUGGAACACCACCUCCUCCCACCAUCUUCACUACACGCCGCGAAUAAGGUCCCAAAUUUCCCACUUACUUGGAAACGCGAACUAUCUGAGCAUAGUAUGGAUUUAUACGGUAUCAACACUCACAAACUUUUGGGACGAAUAUUACUCAACAUUGGAUAUGAAAUGGCGAGCACAGUUAAAUAUUCAGUGGAUUUGAGCAGAAAAAUAGGUGGAAAAGAGAAACUCUACAAGCUUCUACCUUUAACCAUUCGUCCAGGAGUUCAUUUAAAUAUUCAUCUCCACAAUUUGACAGGAUUAGGAGUUUCCACUUCUCAUCAAAUUCGCCUUCAUUGCCUACUUCUCUUACCUUCUAAAACCUCUCAUUCCCACUAUAAAGUGCUAGCCUCAAGUACAUUGAAGCCUGAGCGGGUAGAGGAAUUGGCCAUGCGACUUAAUGUCCUGCUUCCUCUAGCCUGGAACUAUGAAUCGUUCUUUAAAUUUUCUCUUGCCGAAGCUCUGGCGUUUGGUGCGUUAGAAAUAAAUGACCGGCAAUCGUGGCUUGUUGGUAAUGUUACCCGACCUUGUCUUGUCAUUCAAGUCGAUGUCUGGGAUAUGGACAGUGAUUUGGGUGAAAAUCACAAUGAAACUCAAAAUGUUGCACGAAAUCGAUUUUGGGAAAGGUUGUAA
Rodentolepis nana is the source of this 4062-nucleotide messenger RNA. The record is from the annotation of a GenBank genome assembly. NCBI's taxonomy places the organism in Eukaryota, Metazoa, Platyhelminthes, Cestoda, Cyclophyllidea, Hymenolepididae.